AAAGCCAUACACAAGACCCCUGUCCCCGGAGAAAGUGCUGGACAAAGCCAAGAAAAGCUUAAGUCAGCACCACGGAGAUCUGUCUAACAGAAAGCACCUGUUGGGUUUCUUUGAAAUCCAGUUUGGUGUAUUUCGCGGGCAAACAUUUAGGUGGGUGGCUGAAAAUGCCCUGGGGUAUGCUGCUUACCUGGUGGCAGCUAUGAAGAGGGACCCCACAGGAGGCAGCAAAGACUCCCAAGAACAUGCCCACAACAAGGGGAGUUUCAGGGAGUAUUUUGAGCUCUUUCCUUCUGGCAGAAUUGCCAUUGCCAUGAAGGAAGAGCAAUAUGCUGGGAAAGCUCCCCAGCAUGCUGCUGACUUCCAGCACGCUGCCCCCACAGAGUUCACUGCCCCCACCCAGCUCACUCCCCCCACCCAGCACGCUACCACCACCCAUACUUCCACUGCCUCUCUCCGCUCCCUCUUGGUUAGGAAGUUGCCUAACCAGAAAAACCUGACCAAGACUGUAGAAAGGCUGAUUUCCCCCCUCAAAGUCGCACCUUCUUUGGCCCAGGCACGUGCGCGGCCCUCAGCCACCCUCACCCACCCGACUGUGUCCAUUGAGACAGCCACAGGGCCUUCAGUCACCCUCACCUGUCCGACUGUGCCCAUUGAGGCAGCCACAGGGCCCUCAGCCACCCUCACCCACCCCUCUGUGUCCACUGAGAUAGAUGACAGCACACUGCUGGCAGAGGCAGCUAAGUUUGAGGAGGCAUAUGUGGCAUCACGACGAGUCUGUCUUCCGGCUGGAUGGACACACACCCUGCCUGAAGUGGACCAGAGGUGGAUCUCCAAGGCCCUGUUUAGGUGGACAGCACAGGGGCAUCCUGAGCUGAUCUUUAGUAGGGUGGACAAACUUUGGUGGUAUCCUCCACAGGUGCCGCUGAAGACCAGUAAUUCUCCUUCCUUGGAGAAUUACUUUGGCCAUCGCCUGCUGCUCUGGAUGCCACGAAAACUGUGGCAAGUGAAGUUGACCUGUCCACAUCCAGACUGUCAAAAAGAACUUCUGACCUCAGCUGGCUUGCAUCAAAAGAUCAGGCAGGUGGUUGCCAUGGGUGAGAUGUACUUUGUGGCAUCUGAGUACCUGGCCUGCCGAAGAUGUAAGAGGAAGGUCAUCAGCUGGAGCCAUGAUCUCGUCUCCCAACUCGACAUUGGCCACAGGGUGCAGUUCCCUUGCAUUCUUACAUCAAAACUUGCAUGUGACUUCGAGGUAGUAACUUUGAUGCGUCAGCGAGGGCUGGGAAACAGCAGCAGCCAGAUCCAGCGCAAGCUGCAGGAGCGUCAUGCUGAUGUCUGGUUGCAAAAGACAGUCCAGUAUCUGACAGAUUGCAAGGGGAUUGCCAGUGCUGUCAUGUCGAGCCUGAUCCUGCCUGUGACAUUUGAACCUGCUCCUUCAAUGCCUUCUGUCCCUAAGCACCGAUGGCUGAUGCAGGUGUAUGCCCAGGAUGUCCUGCAAAGGCUGGAUGAGAUCAAGGCCACUAUCACAUCACAAUAUGGUCGGAUCUUAAAAAUGGAUUCUACAAAAAAAGUGUCCAGAAAACUAGCAGGACGCAGCUAUGGCACUGCUACUUGGGCAACUAAUGUUGGCAAUGAGCAUGGACAGGUGAUCAUGUCCGUGCUCACAGCCAGUGAAGGAUUUGGUCUCGGGCCAAUGAUUGAAGGCCUUAUCAAGCGAUACAGGGUGGCCGGGGUGGCUCCUCCCGAAGUACUGUAUGUCGACCGAGACUGCUGUGACUGCUGUGGCAACACUCUUUUGAGGAGGAUGUUUGAAGAGUGGGAGCAAAUGACCAUCCGGUUAGAUGUAUGGCACUUCAUGCGGAGGUUUGCUGUGGGUUGCACCACCGACUCUCACCAGUUGUAUGCCACAUUUAUGAGUGGCCUCAGCCACUGUAUUUUCAUGUGGGACCAGCUCGACCUGACGGCCCUGAAGACGGCGAAGCAUGCAGAGCUAGAAGCUGACGGGAAACCAUCAUCCGAGGCUGAUGUGCUGCGCUGUAUCAGUCGUAGCGAGCUAGCACUACAUUGCAGGAGAACCACUCGCGGGACCAAAGAGACCCUGGCGCUUAUUGAGAGCCAUAUUCAGGCCUUCGAUGGAGAUGCUGGUCGUGACACUCUGGGAGUCCCACUAAUAAACUCAGCCCGGAUGAGAGAGAUUUUAAAGUCCCAGCGGAAGCACGUGGCCUGCAUCCAGGAUCCUGUCGGUGUGCAGCUCUACAUGCAGACGGGUACCUUAUUGAAGGGAGGGCACCGUCUGCCAACCUACCGCUGUGCCAGAGGUUCCACUUCGCUUGAGUCAUUUCACCUGCACCUUAACAGAUUCAUCCCAGGCACGCUGGCAAGUGACACCUUCUUUCAGGCGUAUCUUUUGGAUGGACUUGCAAGGUGGAAUGAGGACCGGGCUGUGGCAGCAACAACUGAUGAGCAGCAGCUACAUUCCUACAAUCAUCUUCUGCGUCAUGCUGUCAAUACUCUUGCAGAGGAGCUUAUGGGCAUGAAAAUCAUCCCUUAUGUUGGGCCAAGAAAGUACACUGGUGAGCUUAUUGGUGUGGAAUAUCUUUACCAGCAAACUGGUAAAGUUCUGCAGGACUACAAGUUGGCCAUUGAAGAGUCAGAGACCACUGAGGUUGGUAUAGAGGUGGAUGAAGGUUAUGCUGAACUUGAGGAGUUUCAGGACAUCACUGUCCCCACCUUUGACACUGAACGGACACCUGCUGCCUCUUCACAAGCAUCAGUGUCUGCAGCAUCUGCAGCAUCAUCUUUAACCCCUCCAGCAACCAGCUCCACGUCAUCCCUGUCUGUAGUCCCUCCAUCACCAGUGACAUCUCCUGUCACCAGCUCCACGUCAUCACUGUCUGUGGUCCCUCCAUCACCAGUGACAUCUCCUGUCACCAGCUCCACGUCAUCACUGUCUGUGGUCCCUCCAUCACCAGUGACAUCUCCUGUCACCAGCUCCACGUCAUCACUGUCUGUGGUCCCUCCAUCACCAGUGACAUCUCCUGUCACCAGCUCACCGCACACUCAAUCAAAGCCAGCACUCUCUCCUGGAGCACAUAGCUUCCCAGUGGACAGAUUAUCUGCAGAAACGGAUCUUCCAACAUCGGAAGAGAACACUUCACAUGAUGAUUCUGUUGGACCCGAUAAUAUUGAGGGGUAUGGAGCUGUGCAGGACUUGGCAGAGUUUUUGGUUAGCCUCAGAGAUCACCGUCUGGCCUUGACUGGAGAAGAGUGCUUCAAGAUCAUCACUCUAUGGCAGGCAUUGGGGGAGUAUGACAAGAAGAAGACCAUUUACCCACCACGUCACCAAACCACCCUAAAACAGGGACGAUUCAGGGCCACUAAGAAGAUUGUGGCCCCAGGUGUGCAGGUGUGGAAAAGGUGUUUCGUUGGGGCUCAUAGUCCUGCACAGUGGCCUGACUGCAACCGAGUGGUGGAGGCCAUCUUCACAAGGCUCUGUGCUCUCUACCCAAACGCGGUGCGCUGUGAUGGAGUGAGGGUGUCCCGCUUCACUAUGGUAGCACGUGCUUACAAGCACAUCCGAGAGUGCAUCCUCACCAAUGCUAAGGUGAUGAGCGAGACCACCAUCCAGCUCCCAGAAGUGAACGCAGCAACAGUCACACAAUGGUGAGUAAAUUAGCAUUGUUACCGCUAAGCCUAAACUUAAAGCAGCUAAGGGCUAC
This is a messenger RNA of Sinocyclocheilus grahami, 3716 nucleotides long. RefSeq lists its product as uncharacterized. Bases 200 to 3664 code for a protein of 1154 amino acids. Lineage: Eukaryota; Metazoa; Chordata; Actinopteri; Cypriniformes; Cyprinidae. The record is from RefSeq and is a predicted model, not a curated record. The transcript is spliced from 9 exons.